CCCCAAACCACACGGUUCGCCCUUGACCUUGGGACCUCACACCAGCUGCAGCCUUCACUUAUGUCUAUCUACCUUGCCGGUCAACAUUAGGCCUAUCUAACACUGCAGCAAUGUCAGCUUCCCUUCUCCGUAGCGUUGUACGCCGAGAGGCACUAGCAGCCCGGGCAGUAUGGCAGUGUUCCAGAGCGUAUGCCAGCACAGCGCCCACAACAAAGAACUACAUCAAUGGAAAAAUGGUGGAGUCCAAAGCUGACAAGUGGAUUGAUGUGCAUAACCCGGCUACUAAUGAGGUGGUAACGAGGGUACCAGAGUCCACCCAGGACGAGAUGCAGGAGGCAGUAGAUGUGGCUAAAACAGCAUUCAAGACCUGGAAGGACACCACCAUCCUUACUCGACAGCAGUACAUGUUUAAAUUCCAAAGUCUCAUCAAGGAUAACAUAUCAGAAUUGGCCAAGAACAUUACUCUAGAGCAAGGAAAAACUCUGAUCGAUGCUGAGGGGGAUGUGAUGCGUGGAUUACAGGUUGUUGAGCACUGCUGCAGUAUUCCAUCCCUCCAGCUGGGGGAGACCUUGUCUGGAAUUGCCAAGGACAUGGACACCAUGACCUUCCGGACACCCCUGGGAGUAGUGGCCGGUAUUACGCCUUUCAACUUCCCAGCCAUGAUCCCACUAUGGAUGUUCCCCAUGGCCCUCACCUGUGGUAACACUGUCAUCAUGAAGCCAUCAGAGCGUGACCCUGGGGCGUGUAUGAUGUUGGUGGAAAUGGCUCAAGAGGCAGGUGUUCCUGCUGGUGUUGUCAACGUCAUCCAUGGCAGACAUGACUCGGUGAAUUUCAUCUGUGACAAUCCUGAUAUCAAGGCUAUCUCGUUUGUGGGCUCUGAUCAAGCUGGUUCCUACAUUUAUGAGAGGGGAUCCAUAAAUGGUAAACGAGUCCAGUCCAAUAUGGGUGCUAAAAAUCAUGGUGUGAUUCUUCCUGAUGCAAACAAGGAAAACACUCUAAACCAGUUGGUGGGGGCUGCUUUUGGUGCCGCAGGACAGAGAUGCAUGGCUCUGUCAACAGCCAUAUUUGUUGGUGAGGCCAAGGAAUGGAUUCCAGAGUUCAUCGAGAAAGCAAAGAAACUCAAAGUGAAUGCAGGUCAUGAACCCAACGCUGACCUUGGACCCUUGAUUUCACCUGAGGCAAAGCAGCGUGUCCUUGACCUUGUGCAGUCUGGUGUAGACGAGGGUGCUGAACUCUUACUGGAUGGGAGAGACUGUCAAGUGAAAGGAUAUGAGAAGGGAAACUUUGUUGGUCCAACCAUGCUUCACCAAGUCAAGCCUGAGAUGAAGUGCUACAGAGAGGAAAUCUUUGGACCUGUUCUGGUCAGCUUGGAGGUGGACACAUUAGACGAUGCCAUCGAUUGCAUAAACAAUAAUCCUUACGGCAAUGGUACCGCCAUCUUCACAACUAACGGUGCAGCAGCUCGCAAGUUCACCAUGGAAACUGAUGUAGGCCAGAUUGGUGUUAAUGUGCCCAUCCCUGUGCCUCUACCGAUGUUCUCCUUCACUGGCUCCAGAGGAUCCUUCAAGGGAGAUAUGAACUUCUAUGGGAAAGGGGGUGUCCAGUUCUACACUCAGCUGAAGACUGUCACACAGAUGUGGAGGGCUGAUGAUGCAUCGAUCGGACAGAAGCAGACAGCAAUGCCGGUGAUGCGAUAGUGCUAUACCACAGAGUUGUUGUUGAUGAUGAUGCCAGCAUGUAAAGGGAAGGUUGGGACGAUAGAGACUUCCACUUGUGAUAGAAACGUGCCACAUUUUACACCUUGUUAUUGCUAAACAUUUACAUUGUUUUGGAUAUAAACAGAUUUUGUUGUAUGCUCAAAUGGAUAACUGCAUAGGGUAGCUCUAUUUUUGUAGCAUUCCUUUUGAUAGGCAUUUACUCAAAAAUAUUUAUUUAUUUCAAAACUACAAAAUCAAGUUACAAUGUAGUCAGAAUCUUUUGCCCUGAUUUCUUACCUUGAUUUCUUUUAAAAUGAGAUAUUUAAAAAUAGCAAAUCCAUCUAAAAGAGGAAAUUAUAUUUUUUGUGAAAUUUUGUUAGAAAGAUUUGAACCAUGAUAAUGUAAUCCUCAAUCUAUUAAGUCAGUUGUUGUUCUUGUGAGUAUGGUUAUUAAUCACUGAAAUCAAAAUAGUUUUGUGCUUGCUGCUUCCGAAGUUUUAUACUAAUAUCUAUUCAGCGAUUGUAUGCUUGUGGUAGUUUACUUCUCAAAUAAACUCUUUAUCGGCUUGCUUUAAUUAACACAAUUAUUUAUUUUUAGAAAUCUCUGAAAACAUCAUAUGUCUGUUGAAAUAUUUCAUGUUGAAUAAUAGUAGAGAGGAAAUUUAAGGUGUGCUAAAUAUGUGUAUUUGUGUGUGUGUGUUACUGAUCUGAGCUAGGCUCCUGUCUCGUUUGUUAUGAGACCAUUUACAUGUUGAAAUACAUGUAUCUAUGUAUAUAAUCCUGUAUUUGUAAGUCCUCAUUGCACCAUGAUGUAGUGAGCUAGUGUAAUUCAGGACUUUGACCGUGAUCAUGAUGGUAGUGAGCUAGUGUAAUUCAGGACUUUGACCAUGAUCAUAGCGUAGGUAGUGUUAUUCAGGACUUUGACCAUGAUCAUCAUUACUAAGUAAACUUAACCAAUAUUAUGCACAAAAUAUUGCUGUCAUGUACCUGUUUUCAAAAUAAACAUUCACAUGUUUUAGUC
Messenger RNA from Mizuhopecten yessoensis (Yesso scallop), 2717 nucleotides. Its product is annotated as probable methylmalonate-semialdehyde dehydrogenase [acylating], mitochondrial. Bases 111 to 1697 code for a protein of 528 amino acids. Gene Ontology annotation, cellular component: mitochondrion. The record is from RefSeq and is a predicted model, not a curated record. Gene Ontology annotation, molecular function: malonate-semialdehyde dehydrogenase (acetylating, [NAD(P)+]) activity; methylmalonate-semialdehyde dehydrogenase (acylating, NAD+) activity. NCBI's taxonomy places the organism in Eukaryota, Metazoa, Mollusca, Bivalvia, Pectinida, Pectinidae. The transcript is spliced from 15 exons. Gene Ontology annotation, biological process: L-valine catabolic process; thymine catabolic process.